Messenger RNA from [Torrubiella] hemipterigena, 1831 nucleotides. NCBI's taxonomy places the organism in Eukaryota, Fungi, Ascomycota, Sordariomycetes, Hypocreales, Clavicipitaceae. The record is from the annotation of a GenBank genome assembly.
UCCGCCCAUCCACCGCCACGUCCGGCUUGUAUCCGCACAUAGCGUCUUUUCUAGUUCUAUUAUUUCUACAUCUAUUUUUCUUUUAGUCUAAUCAUGGCCCCCAACCCUAAGGUCGGUGAGGCCCUGGCUCGUGUCCAGUCUGUUGCUGGCGAAAAAGGCCCCGCGUACGAAGCCGUCCUCGCUGACAUCAAGAACCUCUCUUCGCCUCCCACCGCCAUCGACGAUCUCAAUGCCAUUGCCGACGCCUUCUUUGCCCAGUCCCUCGGUGUCGUAUCUACACGAUCCGUUCUCAACGCCUUCAUAUCGACGCUGCGCGAGCUCAAGAAUGAGGACAUGUGGAUCGAGGUAGGCAACCGCACCGCCGCACUCUUGUCGAGCCAGCCGGCAUCCUUUCUCGAUGCUGCCGCCACGCUGCAUGAGCUGGUUGCCACGGCUCACGAGAACAACGAAGACUUUCUAGAUGCUGCCAAGUCGCUCGCCGAAAUCUCUCUCGACAGCUCCCAGCGCAAGGUGUCCGACGCCGACAAGGCACAGAUCUGGAUCCGCAUCGUCCGCAACUAUCUCGAGGUGGGCGACUCGACCGCCGCCGAAAUGUACAUCAACAAGCUCAAGAAUAUCAUGCACACUGUCUCUGACCCCGACCUCAACCUUCACUUCAAACUCUCCCAGGCUCGUAUCCAAGAUGCCCAGCGCGACUUUCUCUCCGCAGCACAACGGUACCACGAAAUCAGCUUCUCCCAUUCCAUUGCCGAGGAGGAGCGGUUACAUACCCUUAGUAUGGCUAUCAAGUGUGCCAUUCUUGCACCUGCUGGCCCGAAUCGAAGCCGCUCCCUGGGCCGACUGUACAAGGACGAGAGAGCACCGCAACUGGACGAGUUCAGCAUGCUCGAAAAGAUGUUCCUUGACCGCUUGCUGUCACCCGAAGAAGUCAAGGCAUUUGCCGAAGGUCUCCAGCCGCACCAGCUGGCUACCACCGCUGACGGAUCUACUGUCUUGGCCAGGGCCGUCGUAGAGCACAACCUGUUGGGCGCUUCCCGACUCUACAGCAACAUCCGUUUUGAAGCUCUUGGUUCGCUGUUAGGCUUGGAUGCCGACAAGGCUGAAGAGACUACUGCCAAGAUGAUUGAGCAAGGUCGUCUUGUCGGCCGCAUGGACCAGCUCGACGGCAUAGUAUGGUUUGAGCGCCAAGAGGCUUCGGGCGAAAAGGGCAGCAGUCGCGCAGAAGCCAUGGUUGGCAAAGAAAUGCGCAAAUGGGAUGCAAACGUUGAGAGCCUGGCGGAAGACGUGGAAACCACGACAAACGCACUGCAAAAGGAGUUCCCUGAAUUUGUAGCUGCCAAUCUUGCAUAGCGGUUCUUAUGAACCUCUCAGUUUUGAUAUCUUUCUCUUUUUUGGCGUUUGCACUGCAUCGGCGUUGGAUGGGCGAGAAAUGCGAAUUGGUAAAGAAGACACUACACUUUACGUUUACAUGGCGCAGAUUUAUAGAAAAGCCUUUUCUAGACCAUUAUGCUGUCGCUGAUACAUGCUCUAUACGAAAUAAAUGAAACCAAGUUGUCGUUAAAACCUUAUCAAGUGCCCCGUGUCUAUCAGUCCAAGUCUCGGCGCCGAACUAUAACAUAGCCCUGGUUAAUUUGCUUCGGGUUGCCUUCUUCCUCUUCCCACACGACCUCGUCGUUAGAUCGGGUUCGUCGUUGGCGUCUGGCUGUUGGUUUUACUGGCGUUUCCUCGACUGGCGGGUUGGCGGCGAUGAGAGGUAUCAAGUGGUCAGCGAUGUGCCCGCCCAUCCAGUCGUACCCAUCAUCAGUAAGAUGUACGCCGUCGUCCCAGUACA